This is a messenger RNA of Paracoccidioides lutzii Pb01, 804 nucleotides long. RefSeq lists its product as hypothetical. The record is from RefSeq and is a predicted model, not a curated record. The coding region runs from base 1 to 804 and encodes 267 amino acids. The transcript has 4 exons.
AUGGUCACGCCCAUCGGCGCCGACGGGGAGAUGGAGGGGGCUGAGGACGCAGACACACCGGCGACGGGCGGUAUCCAGAGACGAGAGACACAGCGACAGCCACAGCGACAGCGACAGCGACAGUCCCACAGAGAACACGAUUUCUCGCACUCGAUCCCCCCCCCUGCGGAGUGUUAUCCAGCAAGGUACAGACAGCUCUGUGUACAGGUACAGGUACAGGUACAGGUUCAGGUACAGGUUCAGGUUCAGGUUCAGGUUCAGGUUCAGGUUCAGGUUCAGGUUCAGGUUCAGGUUCAGGUUCAGUUUACACGCAGCGAGUGGGUUGGCCGGCGUACGGUGACAGAACGAACCGGCGAUGCGCCCACCCACGGUAGCGACACACGGUCGAGAGGGGGGUUGCCGGUGCGUGCCGCCGCCGCCUGCGCCCAGCCCAAGUGUGGAACUACGCAUUUACGCUUCGGGGUUGUCUACUGGCAUCGUCUGUCUGUCUUCUCCUCUGCCGUCUGCCGUCUGCCGUCUGCCGUCUGCUGUGUCUGCCGUCUGCUGUGUCUGCCAGGCCAGCGCCAGGGUCAUGUGACAGCUUAUGGCGGCAGGGGGCGGCAGAACGCCCGAAGAGAAGACAAGACAAGACAAGACAAGAGAAGAGAAGAGAAGACAAGAGGAGAAGAAGAGGAGGAGAAGAGGAGAAGAGGAGAAGAAGAAGAAGAAGAGGAGGAGGAGGAGGAGGAGGAGGAGGAGGAGGAGAGAAGAGGAGAGAAGAGGAGAGGUGAGAAAGAGACAGGAGAUGAGACAGACGAUGAGUGA